AACUUGGUUCAUUCAAAGCACAGCAAGAAAGGAACUGUAAUAAUGUCGGAUUCCAAACAUUUGUGAUUUUUAUAAAGGAUGUUUAGCUUUAAAUGUGUUGUUCACGAUGGCUAGCGAGGGGCCAAGAAGGCAUGGCCACAUGAAAAUCCGUCUUACAGUGCUCUGCGCAAAGAACAUCGCCAAGAAAGAUUUCUUCAGACUCCCUGACCCGUUUGCGAAGAUAACUGUCGAUGGUUCUGGCCAGUGCCACUCUACGGACGUUUGUAAGAACACGCUUGACCCCAAGUGGAACCAGCAUUAUGACUUGUACGUGGGCCACAAAGACUCCAUCACCAUCAGCGUAUGGAACCACAAGAAAGUCCACAAGAAACAGGGCGCAGGUUUUCUUGGCUGUGUGCGCAUCAUGUCCAACGCUAUUCAUCAGCUUAAAGACACGGGAUUCCAGAGACUUGACCUGCAGCGCCAGAACUCGGACGACAACGACGCAGUGCGGGGUCAGAUCGUCAUCAGCCUCAUCUCCAGGGACCGCGGGGCUGGAACAUCCGGUCAGCAGGUGCCGGACACGUCGGCCAACUCACCGGCCAUACCGUACGACCCCAACGAGUUACCGGAAGGGUGGGAGGAGAGAAGGGCAGCCAAUGGGCGUGUACAUUAUGUCAAUCAUGUGACCAGAACUACCCAAUGGGAGAGACCUACAAGGCCUGCGUCAGAAACUGUGAGACCUGCAAGUGUUGUGGGCACCCCCCGCGCCCCAGGGGACAGCUCCCCUUCUCCGGCGUCACUGGCCAGCUCCUCCAGCAACAGAGUGACCACCAACAUGUCUAGCCACAGCAGCAGCACCAGCCUGUCUCACAGCAACAAGGACAACAACGCCAGCACCACCACCUGGGUCAACGGCAGCACCAACGGCGUCAGCAGCAACGGUGCAGGGGACAGGGGGAGCAUCAGCGACGGGUCAAACACCACCAGCACAGCAACACAUCAGUUUGUCAGGCGGAGGUCAACGCGACAUCGGAACUACAUGAGUCGGGCACAGCUGCAUGAUGCAGUAGAGUUGCCCGAUGGUUAUGAACAACGUACAACACAGCAGGGCCAGGUUUACUUUCUACACACACGUACAGGUGUGAGCACGUGGCAUGACCCACGUGUGCCCAGACAAGUGGAGCUGAGGGAGGAGGACCUCGGCCCCAUGCCCGAGGGGUGGGAGGUCAGGAAGACCACCAGCGGCCGCGUGUAUUUUGUUGACCACAACAACAGGACCACACAGUUCACUGACCCCAGGCUGUCCCAAAACUUACAUCUGCUGCAGGAGAAAACUACAAAGCCCCCCACACAAGACAAAGAGAAUGAACAACCCAACCUGCCCAAGUACAAGCGUGACCUGGUCCAGAAGUUGAAGAUUUUAAAGCAGGAGAUCACGGCACUCCAGCCCCAGACUGGACACUGUAGGCUGGAGGUCAGCAGGGAGGAAGUCUUUGAGGAUUCUUAUCGGCAUGUCAUGAAGAUGAGGUCUAAAGAACUACGUAAACGUCUCAUGGUCAAGUUCAAGGGCGAGGAAGGUUUAGAUUAUGGUGGUGUAGCCAGGGAGUGGUUCUACCUUCUGUCCCAUGAAAUGUUGAACCCAUACUACGGGUUGUUCCAGUACUCAAGGGAUGACAUCUACACCCUACAGAUCAACCCUGACUCUGGCGUCAACCCUGAGCACUUGUCAUAUUUCCACUUUGUGGGCCGUGUGAUUGGCAUGGCCAUCUUCCACAGCCACUACCUGGACGGUGGCUUCACAAUGCCCUUCUACAAGCAGCUACUGGGCAAACCUGUCACGCUGGAUGACCUUGAGAGUGUUGACCCACAUUUACAUCGCAGCCUCUGCUGGAUGCUAGAAAACAACAUAGAAAAUGUCCUGGACCACACCUUCUCUGUAGAGCACAACUCAUUUGGUUGUUUGCAGGAGUACGAACUGAAGCCAGGGGGCAAGGAGAUGAAGGUCACGGAGGAAAACAAGAAGGAAUAUGUCAAGUUGUAUGUACAGUGGAGGUUCAUGCGAGGGAUAGAAGCACAGUUCCUGUCUCUACAGAAAGGUUUUAAUGAAAUCAUUCCUCAACAUCUGCUCAGACCAUUUGAUGAACGCGAGUUGGAGUUGAUGAUUGGCGGCCUGGGCAAGAUUGACCUGGAUGACUGGAAGAAGCACACGCGACUAAAGCACUGUACGGCUGAGAGCAACAUUGUGAGGUGGUUCUGGAGGGCUGUGGACAGCUUUGAUGACGAGAUGCGGGCCAGGCUCUUGCAGUUUGUUACAGGCAGCUCCAGGGUUCCACUCCAGGGAUUCAAGGCAUUACAAGGUUCUACUGGUGCGGCUGGUCCGCGACUGUUCACCAUCCAUCAGGUCGACAUCUGCACAGACAACUUGCCCAAAGCUCACACAUGUUUUAAUCGCCUUGAUAUCCCACCUUACGAAAACUUUGAGAAAUUUUUGUCCAAGUUGACGUGUGCUGUAGAGGAGACAUGCGGGUUUGCUGUGGAGUAAAAGCUGAUCAUGUGACCUGCUGGUCAUGUGACCUGGCUGGUCAUGUGACCUGGCUGGUCAUGUGACCUGGGUGGACUAGCUGGACGUAUAGACAAUUCCUGAAGUGAAUGAAUAUUUCAGAAGUCUGUUGACAAGAGCAUCGUUGCCACAUUGGCUUGUCAGUUUCUCAAGUUCUGUGUUUGCUUGCUGAAACACAAAAAGUGUCGUCACUAGCAUGAUGCUACCUGCACCCAUCACCUACCUUAUGUCAGUCCACACUGAUGACACAUGACAUUUCUGUGACAUCUCUAUAAAAUGCUCACUACUAUUUAUAGAAAGAUUCCUGACAGAGGGUCAAAUACUCAGCUGGUUUCUGGCUCAACCAAGUUCAAGGACAGGUCAUGACCUGCUGAUUUUCCUACAGGCUGGAAACUCAUUUACUAGCAGUAAAAAAAACUUGACUGUUUUCAUUUGAGUGUAUAUUAUUUAAAUUAUAAACCUGAUAAAAAUUGUAAACAUGGUUUGAAAACUGAAUUAAAAUAGGAAAUAUUUCCUGUUUGGAACAGUUUGUGGUUUAAAAAAUAGAGUUUGGAUUUGAAAAAAUUUCUGUGAAAAACUUUGGAGUCUGCAGCAACAAUCUCAAGUGCGGAGUUAGCUUUGCUUGUGUGUUGUGUGAAACAAGUGCUGUGAUGCCAAUCUUCUUCUCUCCCUUGGCCUUCAAGAAAACAGCAUUGCGGUUCCUGUGUAUAUUUUUGUUGACCUGGAUUUGAUUACUCAGCUGAUACUAAAGAUAUUUUUCCUGUCAUUUUGGUUUGUAAAAAUUUCUGUGGAUCCACCUUUUUAUAUAACCAUGGUUUUAAAAAGUAUUCUAUAAUAAUCCAAGGCUCUUAUGUGUGAGAUAGACAGAAGGGUUUAUAUUAAAAAUUAGGUCAACUAUCAAAUUAUAGUUUUUGAGACAGAAAGUCAAAAAUUGUAAAAAUCUAAAGGCAAGUGAUAAUCUAUUUAUAGUUUAUUAUUUGUCCAAGUACUGAUAAUUAGGUCACCUUGUCUUUGAAACGGACAGUGUAGAUGGUAUUAUUUUCUGAUUAAAUGAAUGAUAGUAACUAGACCUGUGUAUAUUUGUAAAUGUUGAACACACCUGUAAGGUCUAUGUGUGUUACAACACCUGGUUUUCUAAACGUGUUACUAACACAUGUGUAAGGUGAACAGAUUUUGGUGGGCACACUUUUAUAAUUUAAAAUAAAAGUUCUUAGUUUAUUAGAUGGCACCCAGAGGAUGUAUUUAUUUGAUGUGUCUAAUCUAAGACAUGCCACGGUUGACUGACUGCAGGUAACUUCCACUGCUGAUUGAAUUUGGCUGCAGAUGAUGGUGGGUUUCUAGGAUGUCCCUAGGUCUAGCAGAGACCAUGAGUUUUUAGGAUAUCCCUAGGUCUAGCGGAUGACCAUGAGUUUUUAGGAUAUCCCUAGGUCUAGCAGAGACCAUGAGUUUUUAGGAUGUCCCUUGGUCUAGCGCAGGGGUCUCCAAACUACGGCCCGCGGGCCGAAUGCGGCCCGCGAAGUCCUCUCAUCCGGCCCGCUGAGAUCUUUUUGUCCAAGGAAAAAUCGUUUGUUGGUGAUGGCUGAGGAACUUUGCCCAGAAAAAUCAAAUACAUGCCUGGAAGAAACUGGCCCCCGAACUGAAAUUUGAUAGUUAAUGCGGCCCUCGGACUGAAAAGUUUGGAGACCCCUGGUCUAGCGGAUGACCAUGAGUUUUCAGGAUACGCUUAAGUCUAGUGGAUGACCUUGACAUUUUAGGAAGUCCCUAAAUCUAGACAUUGGCUGUUCUCUGCACUGGCCUUAAAAUUCUCUAAAAGUGCCAUGGAUUUAGACAGGUCUAAUCUACUUCACCUGCCUAAACCAUCACACUGUAGUUUUUAGCUAUUAAAGUUGAAAGUUUAAUAUUGUUAAAAGAUAGUGUAAUGUUUUCCACAGCCAUGAUUUUUUUAAAAACCUGUAUGUAGCAAUGUAACUAGAUGUUCCUACCUAAGGCCUUCAUCAGCAUGAUGUAGUGACAGGGUAAUACCAAAUGUUUACAUGGAGAUAAAAAUGACUAUCACUUAUCUUCACCUCAUUAUUGCAAAUUAUUUUUUUGUAAACAAUUAAUGCUAAUGUAAGCAGAAAAUGUUCAAAGUAAUUUUUGGCUCUUUAUAUAAUGUAAUGGUGCCUUAGUCAUUGGAGAUCCAUUUCACCUCAAAAUUUUAUUUUUAGCAAAUUCGCAAUGUUUACAAUUGUUUCAAUAUUUUUCUAUUCACAGUUUUUAACCGUGUGUUUCUGUUACAGCAGUUUAAAAUGUGUCAUCUCUUCAUUCAGAGAUUUGGCCUGCAGGUUUUUUGUUGGGACCCUAUUUUCCAAAAUACUUCCAUCAUUUCUAUAAAAAUAUGACUGUUAUAGAGGGCAGCCCAGCUUACAGACAUGCUAUUAAAGUCUUGUUUUUUAAUACUAGUAUAUUAUGUAGACUAAGAUUUACAUACUAGUGAAAAAAACUUGUGUUUGUUUGCCAAAGACCUGCGUUUGUUAGCAACAGACCUGCGUUUGUUUGCCAAAGACCUGCGUUUAUAUUCUAGCUCACCCCCACUUGUCAUCCUCCAUCAUCACACAGAUGUGUUAUAUAGUUUUAAAAAAUCCAUAAUAUUUUUCUAAUUAAUAUAUGUGAAUCCUGGGAUGAUGUAUUAUUGUAUUCAGACAUAAUUUAUUCUUUUAGCAUAACAUUUUCUUAUUUCAUCUAUUUGUUGUAUUUUUAAAUCACCUUACAUUUUUCAGUUUUAUUAAUUUAUAAUUUAAUUAUUCAGCGAAGACAUCAAUUUCUAUAAAGAUUGAUUAAUUCAUUAUUUACUUUAAUGCAUAUUGCAAUAGUUUUUUUUUUAUUGUAAUUAGCAAUAUAGUGACGUGGAAUUCUGGGAAAGAUAUAGAGUUCAGCUAAUUUUUUCACGGUUUCCAAACUGAUUUUACCGGCUUAUUUUUGUGAUGGUUGUAUGGCCAUGUGUUUUUUAUUGAAUUGUACGAGCCAAUUUUUUUUGUUAGGUUUAUGUAUUGAUGGAAGCAAAGUUAAUUUUUCCUGAUUUGCAUGUUGCAUGAAUGUAAAAUGUUUGUUCAUUGGCUGAUCAACUCCAUGAGUGCUGAUUGGCAAUCCUCUCAACUUUUAUACAAACUAUUCAUUGUGUAAGAUGAUCUGUGUACAUUUUCUCCCAAAGUAUUUGACAAGGUCAAUUGAUAAUUUCAGACACUGUGGCAGAUUCUUUUAUUUUUACAAAUUAAUGUAAAAUUUGUCUCCCCUUACAUGAUAAAUUGUGAAUGUUGUAAUUUUUGAUAAUUGAUUUCUCAUGUAGAAUAAAGCUUGUACAACAAC
Messenger RNA from Physella acuta, 5887 nucleotides. Its product is annotated as E3 ubiquitin-protein ligase SMURF2. The record is from RefSeq and is a predicted model, not a curated record. Gene Ontology annotation, cellular component: cytoplasm. Gene Ontology annotation, molecular function: ubiquitin protein ligase activity; protein binding. Gene Ontology annotation, biological process: proteasome-mediated ubiquitin-dependent protein catabolic process; protein ubiquitination; negative regulation of BMP signaling pathway. NCBI's taxonomy places the organism in Eukaryota, Metazoa, Mollusca, Gastropoda, Physidae.